This is a messenger RNA of Arachis duranensis, 1388 nucleotides long. Its product is annotated as protein SUPPRESSOR OF K(+) TRANSPORT GROWTH DEFECT 1. NCBI's taxonomy places the organism in Eukaryota, Viridiplantae, Streptophyta, Magnoliopsida, Fabales, Fabaceae. Gene Ontology annotation, molecular function: ATP binding; ATP hydrolysis activity. The record is from RefSeq and is a predicted model, not a curated record. Gene Ontology annotation, biological process: endosomal transport; vacuole organization.
UACAUGAACGCCUUGGAGUACUUCAAGACCCACCUCAAGUACGAGAAGAACCCUAAGAUCAGAGAAGCAAUUACCCAGAAGUUCACCGAGUACCUUCGUCGUGCUGAGGAGAUCCGUGCCGUCCUCGACGACGGCGGCCCCGGCCCGGGGGCAUCCAACGGGGAUGCUGCAGUUGCCGCUAGGCCCAAGACCAAGCCCAAGGGCGGGGAAGGUGGUGGUGGGGAUGGGGAAGACCCGGAGCAGGCGAAGCUGCGGGCCGGGCUGAACUCCGCGAUCAUAAGAGAGAAGCCCAACGUGAAGUGGAAUGAUGUCGCGGGGUUGGAGAGUGCCAAGCAGGCUUUGCAGGAGGCUGUGAUUUUGCCUGUCAAGUUCCCUCAGUUCUUUACGGGUAAAAGACGACCAUGGCGAGCAUUUUUGUUGUAUGGACCACCUGGAACAGGUAAAUCAUAUUUGGCCAAGGCUGUUGCAACAGAAGCUGACUCCACAUUUUUCAGUAUUUCUUCAUCAGACCUUGUCUCAAAGUGGAUGGGUGAAAGUGAAAAGUUGGUUUCAAGCCUUUUCCAAAUGGCCCGAGAAAGUGCUCCUUCUAUAAUAUUUAUCGAUGAAAUAGAUUCCCUUUGUGGUCAGCGUGGAGAAGGCAAUGAGAGUGAAGCUUCUAGACGAAUUAAAACAGAACUUCUGGUCCAAAUGCAGGGUGUAGGACACAAUGAUCAGAAAGUUCUUGUUCUUGCAGCGACAAAUACACCCUAUGCUUUAGACCAGGCAAUAAGGCGUCGUUUUGAUAAGCGCAUAUAUAUUCCACUACCAGAUUUAAAGGCUCGCCAACACAUGUUCAAGGUGCAUCUGGGAGAUACUCCCAACAACUUGACUGAAAAGGAUUUUGAAUACUUGGCUAGCAGGACUGAUGGGUUUUCUGGUUCAGAUAUAUCUGUCUGUGUAAAGGAUGUUUUAUUUGAACCUGUUCGCAAAACCCAAGAUGCCAUGUACUUCUGUAAGAGUCCCGAUGGUAUGUGGAUCCCUUGUGGACCAAAGCAACCGGGAGCAAUACAAACCACCAUGCAGGACCUUGCUUCAAAAGGACUUGCUUCUAAGAUCCUUCCACCGCCGAUUACUAGAACGGAUUUUGAGAAGGUACUUGCUAGGCAAAGACCUACAGUUAGCAAAGCUGACCUAGAUGUUCAUGAAAGAUUCACCAAAGAGUUCGGAGAGGAAGGUUGAUUUUGAAGGUGCACUUUCUCGUCGAAGAAACGCCUUAAUGUGUAUUGUGAUGCUUUGUAAUUUAUUUGGCUGUCGAAUCAAGUGAAAUAGCUAUUUUUGGGGAUUGUAGUCCCCUCUUAUGAAAGAUGGAUUUAUAAAUGUCGAUACCUUUUUGUUUUUCUUUCUUUCAA